AUACAGAUUUACUCCCAGCCAGUGUGCACAAUUGGUUUGUCAUAGUAGCCGAGAGCGCAGUUUUCCUUGGACCCUAAUCACCAGACUUGGAGACUUGAAAGAAAAUAAGCCUCUCUUUUUCCCUUUGUGCUCGCGAGAGUCUUCUGGAUACUCUUUUUGUUGUUUUUAUCUUGUAUUAUGACCGGUGAGGUGCCGCUCUUCCAGGUUUCACGGGACGUGAUGUAGCCCCCGCACAGGAGGGUCGAUUUGUGGCGGUGUACAGGGAUGUAAAAAAAGAGAGAAGUGGGGACAGUGUCCGUGGAUGUAACGCGAAGGAAAAGAGCUGGUGUGUUUUGUUUUGUUUUUUUCUUUUAUUCUUCCCCCCUCGGAUAGUGGAGCCACAACCAGACUAAUUCAUCGGAUACUAAACCGAGCGGCUGGAUUUGCUGCGCUGUCCCCUCUGCCCCCAUCAAAGUCUUCAGGCGCUGUGCGCAACGCCUGAUGAGGACACUUUCUUUUUCUUUUUUUUUUUUAAAUCCCCCAGGCGAGAAAUUAAUGCACGCUUUGAAUCAGCGCGUGUGCGCCCUUCAUGUUCACCGGUGAUCUCCAAACACAGCGCGGACACAACAUGCCUUUAUUACCUGGAAUGUGAUAUGCAGGAUUUGUAAUCAACAGCACUCAAGAGCCGCUCUACAUUCUCGUGUUGAGAUUUUUUUUGGGGAAAACAUCUGGGAUCAGAUAAAGAAGAUAUUUUGGCCUUGUGGGAGGAGUGGCACAGUGGAGGGAGCCUUGCCAUAGAGGAAGCAACCAAUUGAGGCAUUUGCCAGGGAAAGACUUAGCACUGAGCUCAUCUGGGACUCUGAGCAGCGGGCGGUGAGAGAAGGAGGCCAUGUGGACCGCACGCCUGCUAGUCCUCGCCAGCCUCUUCGCACCAGCCGCACUGGCUUUCAGCAGAGCACCCAUCCCGAUGGCGGUGGUGAGAAGGGAGCUGUCCUGCGAGAGUUACCCCAUCGAGCUGCGUUGCCCGGGCACGGACGUCAUCAUGAUCGAGAGCGCCAACUACGGCCGCACGGACGACAAAAUCUGCGACGCAGACCCCGCGCAGAUGGAGAACACGCGGUGUUAUCUUCCAGAUGCCUACAAGAUCAUGUCUCAAAGAUGUAACAACAGGACCCAGUGUGCCGUGGUAGCCGGACCAGACGUAUUUCCUGACCCAUGCCCGGGAACCUACAAAUACCUGGAAGUCCAAUACGAAUGUGUGCCCUACAAAGUGGAGCAAAAAGUAUUCCUGUGCCCAGGGCUUCUGCGCAGGGUAUACCAGAGCGAGCACCUGUUUGAGUCAGACCACCAGUCUGGAGCCUGGUGCAAGGAUCCUCUCCAGGCUUCUGAUAAGAUCUACUACAUGCCCUGGACGCCCUACCGUACGGACACCCUGACUGAAUACUCCUCUAAAGAAGACUUCAUUGCUGGAAGGCCAACAACAACCUACAAGCUGCCACAUCGUGUCGACGGCACAGGCUUUGUGGUAUACGACGGGGCACUGUUCUUCAACAAGGAGCGCACACGCAACAUUGUCAAGUUUGACCUGCGAACUCGCAUCAAGAGCGGUGAGGCCAUCAUUGCCAAUGCCAACUACCACGAUACCUCUCCCUACCGGUGGGGAGGAAAGUCAGACAUUGACUUGGCUGUGGAUGAGAAUGGACUUUGGGUGAUUUAUGCCACUGAGCAAAACAAUGGACGGAUUGUCAUCAGCCAGCUAAAUCCCUACACGCUGCGAGUCGAAGGGACCUGGGACACAGCUUACGAUAAGCGUUCGGCCUCCAAUGCUUUCAUGAUCUGUGGGAUCCUCUAUGUAGUGAAGUCAGUCUAUGAGGAUGAUGACAACGAAGCAACAGGGAACAAGAUUGAUUACAUCUACAACACCGAGCUCAGUAAAGAUGGCUUUCUAGACAUACCUUUCCCCAAUUCAUACCAGUACAUUGCUGCUGUGGAUUAUAAUCCCAGGGACAAUCUGCUGUACGUGUGGAACAACUAUCAUGUUGUCAAGUACUCGUUGGACUUUGGAGCACUGGACAACAGACUUGAAACGUCCUCCUCUGUCAUGGUUUAUAUGGACAGCAUGACUUCAACAAUGAGGACCACUACUCGACCCGUCACCGUCACCCUGACAACCACAACAACCAGGACUACCACCACCAGGAUGCCCGCCACAAUAACUGCAGUGGCUGUGUGGCCGCACAUAACGACCACAACACCAUCACCAAUGCAGACACUGGUGAACGCCUUAGAGCCAGAAGAUGAUGACGGAGCUCUGCCUUCCUCCAAGCUUCCGAACAUCAGGGUGGAAUAUUGUAAUCCCUUGGUGAUGAUGGACAUCGCCUGGCCGAAGACCAGGCAGGGCACUGUCGUCAAGAUGCCCUGUCCGUCAGGAACCAUAGGUGUGGCUUCAUUCAUGUGCUUGGGCCCAGAAGGAUACUGGGACCUCCAGGGGCCCGACUUCAGCAACUGUACCUCCCCUUGGGUCAACAUCAUCAAUCAAAAGAUAAAAGCCGGAGAGACGGCAGCUGUGAUUGCCAGAGAGCUGGCAGAGCAAACCAAGAGCAACCUUCAGGCGGGCGACAUCACCUUUACGGUGAGGGCUAUGAUUCAGCUUGUUGAUCUGCUCGACGUCCAGCUGCGGAACCUCACGCCGGGUGGAAAAGACAGCGCAGCGCGAAGCCUCAACAAGCUGCAGAAGAGAGAGCGCUCAUGUCGAUUUUAUGUCCAGGCCAUGGUGGAGACGGUCAACAAUUUGCUGCAGCCACAGGCCCAGGCAGCGUGGAGGGAGCUGAGCACCGGGGAGCAGCUGAGAGCUGCCACCAUGCUGCUGGACACGGUGGAGCAGGGGGCCUUCGUCCUGGCUGACAACCUGCUGAAGACGGACAUUGUGCAGGAGAACACGGACAACAUUCAGCUGGAGGUGGCGAGGAUGAGCACAGAUGGGAAUUUGCCCGAUCUGAAGUUUCCACAAACUGGAGGGCAAGGCAACUCGAUCCACCUGUCGGCAAACACACUAAAGCAGCACGGGAGAAACGGUGAAAUUCGAAUAGCGUUUGUCCUGUACAAACACAUCGGCGUUUACCUUUCCACGGAGAACGCCAGCAUGAAGUUGGGCAGCGAAGCUCUGGCUACCAAUUACUCCGUGAUUGUCAACUCUCCCGUUAUCACAGCUGCCAUCAAUAAGGACUCUAACAAAGUCUAUCUCUCUGACCCUGUCAUUUUUACCAUCAGGCAUCUGCAGCAGUCUGAGGAAAACUUCAACCCCAACUGCUCGUUCUGGAGUUACUCCAAGCGCACCAUGAUCGGUUACUGGUCGACGCAGGACUGCCGCUUGCUGAGCACCAACAGGACACACACCACAUGUUCUUGUACUCAUCUCACCAACUUUGCAGUCCUGAUGGCCCAUGUUGAUGUUAAGAACACAGACCCUGUUCACGAAAUGCUCCUGGACGUCAUUACAUGGGUGGGCAUCCUGCUUUCUCUGGUGUGUCUGCUCAUCAGCCUCUUCACCUUCUGCUUCUUCCGAGGCCUCCAGAGCGACCGUAACACCAUCCAUAAGAACCUGUGCAUUAGCUUGUUCAUAGCAGAGUCCCUGUUCCUGGUGGGGAUCAACCGGGGGGACCAGCCGAUUGCAUGCGCCGUUUUCGCCGCCCUGCUCCACUUCUUCUUCCUGGCAGCCUUUACCUGGAUGUUCCUCGAGGGGGUGCAGCUUUACAUUAUGCUGGUGGAGGUGUUCGAGAGCGAGCACUCACGCCGACGAUACUUCUACCUGGUUGGGUACGGCGUGCCAGCUCUCAUUGUGGCUGUCUCAGCGGCAGUGGACUACCGCAGCUACGGAACAGACAGAAUUUGCUGGCUUCGCCUGGAUACAUACUUCAUCUGGAGUUUCAUAGGACCUGCAACCUUGAUAAUUAUGCUCAACGUGAUCUUCCUGGGCAUCGCUCUCUACAAGAUGUUCCAUCACACGGCCAUUCUGAAACCAGACUCCGGUUGCCUGGACAACAUCAAAUCAUGGGUGAUCGGGGCCAUCGCCUUACUGUGCCUUCUUGGCUUGACCUGGGCCUUUGGGCUGAUGUACGUCAAUGAGAGCACCGUGAUCAUGGCGUACCUCUUCACCAUCUUCAACUCUCUGCAAGGGAUGUUUAUCUUCAUCUUCCACUGUGUGCUGCAGAAGAAGGUGCGUAAAGAGUACGGGAAGUGCCUGCGUACUCAUUGCUGCAGCGGCAAAAGUGUGGACAGCUCCAUUGGCUCUGUGAAGGGCACAGCGUCUCGUGCUCCAGGACGAUAUUCUUCCGGGUCACAGAGCCGCAUCCGUCGAAUGUGGAACGACACAGUCAGAAAGCAGUCUGAGUCCUCUUUUAUGACCGGAGACAUCAACAGCUCGGCGUCGCUCAACAGAGGGGCUAUGGCUAACCAUCUUAUACCUAAUGCACUCCUACGUCCUCAUGGCACUAACAAUCCCUAUAAUACAUUGCUUGGGGAGUCUGCUGUUUAUAACAACCCUCUGGGCAUGUACAACAUUCAAGAGCCCUACAGAGAGACAAGUAUGGGAGUCAAACUAAACAUUGCUUAUCAAAUAGGGAAUCCUGAACAAUGCCCGGGAUACAAGUGUCAUGGAUACUCUACCACUGAAUGGUAAUCAUGGCAACAGUUACAGCAUCGCCAGUGCUGAGUACAUGAGUGACUGUGUUCAGAUCAUCGAUCGGGGAUACAACCACAAGGAGACCACCCUGGAAAAGAAGAUCCUGAAAGAGCUCACCUCCAACUAUAUCCCCUCUUACCUUAACAAUUCCCAUGAGCGCUCAAACGAGCAGAACCGGAACCUCGUGAACAAACUGGUUAAUAAUGUUAGCAAUGGCGGCAAAGACAGUGGCUAUGGCAUGGGCUUGGGGGUGGGGAUAGGCAUGAAUGUUGCGCUUAACCUCGACGAUCACUCCACCUUUGGUACCCACAAUGAUGAAGGCCUUGGUCUGGAGUUGAUACGCGAGGAGUCCAAUGCCCCUUUGUUGCCACAAAGACCACUGCCAACCCUGCAGGCAGUCGACAACCUUCACAAUCAGCUUCAGCAGUCCAUGUCACCAUCCCUGCCACUCCCCCAUCAUCCCUUUUCCUCUGCCUCCAACUCCUCAUCUUCUCGAAGAAGGAUCCCCCAGGAGAACAGUGAAAGCUUUUUCCCCUUACUCAACAACGAGCGUAACGAGGAUGAAGGCUCGUCCCCCAGCCACAGCCACCAGAGAGACUCCCUCUACAACAGCAUGCCAAUGUUGCCUGGCCUGCCCGAUGUGUCUGCAGAGUCCACCGAUGGCUCCAAGGAGAGUGGAGAUGCCAAGAGUCCGGAGGCAAGCUUGGACGACGUUUACUACAAGAGCAUGCCCAACUUGGGCUCCCGUAAUCACCUCCAUCAGCUGCAUUCCUACUACCAGCUAGGGCGGGGCAGCAGCGAUGGUUUUGUCGCACCCCCUAACAGAGAGGAUCUUUCUGCAGAAGAGGCUCACCCAGAGCCCUCACACCUGGUCACCAGCCUAUAGGCUCAUAAACCCUCAACAAACCCGUAGUUCCUUUUGUUUCCCAAAGUCCUCUUCCAUGUGCACUCACUCCAUCAAUUGUCGGAAGUGGUAGCCAUUGUUUUUAAUGUUGUCCUGAAGACUGAGACAGCUUGACUCUCACCUUUACUGACCACAAACAGGAUAAGAUUUGCUAUAAAAAGAGAGCGGAAGUGACUAUCUUUGGUUAGAUAUUCCAGGAAGUUGAUGUUGUGUCCCCAGCCUCCUCCCUCGUUUUGAACCCCUCUCCUGUUUGGUGUGUUUUGUCUCCAUCUAAUAAGAGACAUCCACGAAAAAUGUACACCUCAGCGAUAUAGUCGAGAGGAGCCAGACAGUUCCAAAGUCUGAACUUAUAGACUUCAACAGAAUAAAUGGGGAAUUUAAAGAAAAAAGGACUAUUUUAUUAUACUUCUGUAUCUAUAUUGACUUUUUGAAAUAUUUUCUUCCUCUUUGGUGAGUUGCAGCACAUUUUGUUUGCUGAAGUGUUCCUCCAAAAUAAAAAUAAAAAUGGAUAAAAAAAGAAAUACACUUACACUUUGGACAUUUGCCAUGAAGGAAUUAUAGAUUGUAUGCUUUCAAGCAUAGCUGUUCUUAUUUCAUUUAUUUUACUGUAACCUUUGUUAAGAGGGAGAAAAAAAACUAAUGAGAGAAUUAUGACAUAUUUCUAUGUGACUGUACAGAUAACUAGCAUUGCACACGAUAUGCUUUUUUUCAUCUUGGUUUUGUUUUGCUGUAUUUUGUUCUGGGCGAACCUUUUCUCUGUAAAUUUAGUGAUUAGGAGCAGUUUCAUUCUGUUGUGCUGGCCUCUGAAUUUUGCUCUGUAUCGCUCUGGUUUUCUGUUAUGUCACAGAUCUCAAUAGAAUCAGAAAAAACUAAAGAAAUUACUCUCUGGUCGUUCAGGCAUUGCUGUGAAACGUGCUCGCUUCUGUUUCUGGGUCAGUUUUUAAUUCUUGUUUGAGUUUACUUCCCACUCUUUUUUUUUCCUUUGUUCUUUUACUGUGUAGAUAGCAAAACUUUAAGGAGACGGGAUUGCAAAAUCCCUCAGAAAAGUUCAUAGUGCAUUCUGCGUUUGUAUCGACACUUGGAAAACAGCUCAUGCUUCUUGGACGAGAGGACGGGUCGAACUGAGCCUUGAUGUGCACCAGGCACUUGUACAAAUAAAGAAAGUUUGUUGUUUUACUUAUUAAAGAAAGAGCUUUUGGAGUGAGAAAAA
This is a messenger RNA of Gambusia affinis (western mosquitofish), 6774 nucleotides long. RefSeq names its product adhesion G protein-coupled receptor L3-like. The coding region runs from base 869 to 4657 and encodes 1262 amino acids. The transcript is spliced from 25 exons. The record is from RefSeq and is a predicted model, not a curated record. NCBI's taxonomy places the organism in Eukaryota, Metazoa, Chordata, Actinopteri, Cyprinodontiformes, Poeciliidae. Gene Ontology annotation, biological process: brain development; synapse assembly; adenylate cyclase-activating G protein-coupled receptor signaling pathway. Gene Ontology annotation, molecular function: G protein-coupled receptor activity; carbohydrate binding. Gene Ontology annotation, cellular component: glutamatergic synapse; cell-cell junction; axon.